AAAUAUAAUGGCUAACCAUUAUGAUGUUCCCAAUUGGUAAGAAUUAUAUGCAUAUUAAUUUUAACUUAUACUUACAACUAUUGAGUAUUAUUAUAGGUAGGUAAUAUUACAUAAAAUAAUUUUAUGUUUUGGUUCGUUUUUAGGGCUGGUAAACCUCCGGUUGGUUUGCAUUUGGAUGUAUUAAAAGGAGACAAAUUAAUUCAAGUGAGUUAAUCAAAUUACACAAGUAACUAAUAACAAAGUUUUAUACUAAUUUGUUACUUAUAGAAACUAAUGUUGGAUCAGAAAAAAUGCUACUUGUUUGGACGCAAUGCUCAAAUGUGUGACUUUUGUAUUGAUCAUCAGUCAUGUUCCAGAGUUCAUGCAGCUUUUGUUUACCACAAGCAUUUGAAUAGAGCGUUUUUAGUCGAUCUUGGAUCUAGUAAGUUAGAAAUAAUAUUUUUUGAAUUUUGUUAAGUUUGAUGUGUUUUACAACAUAGUACAAUAGCCUUUUAAUAUUUCAAAGCUCAUUAUUUAUUUUAUUUUUUUUUAUGUAGCUCAUGGUACAUAUAUUGGUAGCAUUCAAAUUGAAGCAGAUAAGCCUACACAAUUGCCUAUAAAUAGCCAAUUCCAUUUUGGUGCAUCAACUCGAACAUACAUCAUACGUGAACGACCCCAAUCUACAUCGGCUUUCGGACCUCGGCCCAUUAUGGACCAGUUAGAAAGAGAAUCUGAUAAUGCGUCCAGUUUAUUAGGGUUACCAGAAACUGAUCUUGAACUUGAUGUACUUAUAGACAAUCUAAAUUAAAAAAUAUUCUGUGUGAAUCAUUAAUAUUAUUUGUUUUAUAGAAUUUGACGGAAUUUAAUACAGCUCAAAAUCGACGCAUUUCAAUGCUUGGCAUAUCAGAAGAUUCAUUGAAAAUAAAACGAAAACGGACUAGAGGAGUUCAUUUUAACGAAGAUGAACAGAUAAUAAAUCCAGAAGAUAUUGAUCCGUCAGUUGGUCGUUUCAGAAACCUUAUUAGAACUACUGUCAUACCAAAUAAAGUAAAUAUAUAAUAAUCUAGAGGUUCACGUUAAAAUUGUAUUGACAUUUGACUUAUUAAUAAUUGGGUAAUAUCUUACAGAAAUUCAAAGAUACCAUGGGUUUUGCUAUUGACCAGAAUAUUUCCAAUAACCAAAGUAAAAACUUCAUGAAAAAUAUGAUUCCCGGAGCUCAUUUAAGUAAUUCACUUUACAGCGAUAUUCCAGGUAAUGGCUAUCUAUUACUAAUAUUUUUAUUUGAUUGAUUAUUAAUACAAAUUUUUGUUUAGGUCCUGAAGGUGAUAAGUCACAUGGAUUCUUAUCCUCGAUUGGUAAUCGUCUGGGUAUGAAUUUACCAAAUCCUGCACCAGAUGUGGACAUUAAUCCCAGCAUAGAAGAAACAGUCGCUCCUAAUCCAGUGGUGACGGAAAAAGUAGAACCAACUUCCAAUGAACCCAAAAAGAAAAAGUAUGCAAAAGAAGCAUGGCCUGGGAAAAAAAAUGCACCAGCAUUACUCGUUUAAAACAAUUUUUAUUUAAUUAUCGAGGUUUGUCAUCAAUUUGUUCAAUUAUUUAAAAUUUGAUUACUUAAGAGUUUAAUAAUGAGCUCUGGCUUUCAAAUUAUGAUUUUUGAAUCAAGUUCAUUCACUACUGUUAUAAUAAUUAAAUAUUAAAGCUAAUAUUAAGCUGUGUGUGUGUUUGGAAAUCAAUAAAAUCUUUAAUGCUAUAUUUCUUGAUGUACACUGAAUUUUAUAGCUAUUUCGUCAACUCAAACUUAAUAUUAUAUUUAUACCUCAUAUCUUUUUUUGAAAUGUAUUUCUAAUUGUACGUUAUCCCUAAUGAUUGUAUUAUUCAUGUAAACAUUUUAGAAAAAAAAAAUUGUUUAAUUAAUAGAAAUAAUAAAUAGCAGCACAUUAUUCAAUUUAUAUUCAAUUAUGAUGACAUUUUACUGAACAUAUAAUUAAAGACCAGAUUUUUAUGUUUUUACUGAUACUAUGCAAUUUGUUUUUUUGGCAAUUUAUUUGUCAAUGAGCUGUAUUUUUAAUACUUUUAAACAGUUGCAAUUUAUAUAAUUAGAGGGUAUAUCAUUGAUUAUUAUUGUGUACACCAGAUUCUAGAAUACCAUAAUUUUCUCAAUGAUUUAUCGAGACCUGUUCUCUGUGGGAAGGUAUCAUAAUACUCCCAAGAUACAUCUACCUAUCAUAGAAGAUGACAAAUAGGAUUAUGCCAGGUAGUCAUCCAAUAUAAAAUUGAGUAUGAGGAGUUCUAAACUAAACAUUUCGGAGAAAUAGUUAGGAUCAAGGCGAAGGAGAAAAAGAUUAUCAAGAUUACCAAGGAUUUCCAUGAUUACUAAACAUUUUUACACUGAUAUCUUUUAGUGAUU
This is a messenger RNA of Cinara cedri, 2385 nucleotides long. Lineage: Eukaryota; Metazoa; Arthropoda; Insecta; Hemiptera; Aphididae. The record is from the annotation of a GenBank genome assembly.